Molecule: messenger RNA, 730 nt
Organism: Dreissena polymorpha
Lineage: Eukaryota; Metazoa; Mollusca; Bivalvia; Myida; Dreissenidae
Exons: 4
Coding region: 73-549 (158 amino acids)
Source: RefSeq, a predicted model, not a curated record
GUGCCUUUAGGUAAAGUAAACAAUCAGCGUACGACCCUAUUGAAAAUCGAUCGUUGUAACUGAUCGGCAUUCAUGUGUCAAAUAAGAACUGCAAUGCUCACCAUGAGAGGAUAUUCAGCAUUUUGUGCAAUUUUGUUCGUGAUUAUUGUAACCUUUGACGGUAGCCAUGGUUACCAGUGUUGCACAAGUUACACGGAUCCGUCCUGGGAGUUCCACUCCUCUCAGCUCUGCGAGCACUACUGCUGCUGGAACCUUGGCAUCGACGUUUCCCACUUAAAGGUCUGCUGCGACGAGCAAUGGCGGCAGGUUCCCUCCACGGAUCGAGACCAGGACUCGUGCACGACCGACUGGAUCAGUGACCACAUUUGGGUUCCGAUUGUUAUGAUUGCAAUAGUAAUCACGCUCGGUGUGCUGUUGACCUGGUGUUGCUGCAGGCGGUGUCGCCGUAAUCAGGGAGUGAUAAUCCAGUACGGAUUACCACAGAGCACCAUAAUAGUGGCUCAGCAACAGAACACGAAUGUUAUGCACGCGGGGUACGACCAGCGAUGAAGACCGGGUCAAACGGAGAUGAACGAAAAGUGUGGAACAUUUCUUAAUUCUUUUAACAUCCCUGUGAAUAUCGUUGCUUUAGACUUCUUAUGUGUUUCAUUUUUGUUAUUUCUAAUGAUAUGUUGUUUUCAUUACCAUCUCACAAUAUUUUAAAUGCGAUGAAUACAGUUGGGAUAUUUUA